AUGUCGCGCCCAUUUCCCUACACAUAUAUCUCAUGCCCCUGCGCCGACACUCCUGUGGCCGAUCCGGCCAGGAAGCGGAGGUCGAGGGGCACACCGCAGAAAUCACCGAGCCCGGAGCAGCCAAAUGUCGAUCAUGAAAACAAGAUAUCCGAGGAGGAAAUAAAUGAAGACGAAGACGAAGAGGAAGAAGAAGAGGAGCAGACCUUUGAUCCUCGGGCGCCGCGUUCCAAUUUCUCGCUCUAUCCUCCCGAACAGCUCCUAUACUGCGAGGACUGCCACCAGAUCAAAUGUCCUCGAUGCAUAACGGAAGAGAUUGUAAGCUGGUACUGUCCAAACUGUCUAUUCGAGACCCCAAGCAGUAUGGUUAGGAGUGACGGUAACCGCUGUGGCCGAAACUGCUUCAAUUGCCCAAGUUGCACAGCUCCUCUGGCUGUGAGCACAAUUGAAAAUGUUGCAGGAGCUGGUAGCCAACAAGGCCCCUGGGUGCUCUCCUGCGGCUAUUGCAUGUGGACAACACUCGACAUAGGAAUUAAGUUCGACAAGCCGACCAACAUUCGCACCCAGCUACAAAAGAUGACCGACGCCACUGCUAUCCCUUCGUAUGACCGAUCAAGGCAGGACUCGCGUACUUUUGGGGAUUUGAAGUCCCCUUUGUCAAGCUAUGCAUCUAUCGACGAGCAAUCCGCUUCUCGCGAGGGCAGUAAAGAGCAGCCGGCAACAAAUGAAGAUUCGACAUCCACGCCGAAUCUCGGUGCAGAUGCUCGGUUCGCAGCCUUGAAGGCAUUCUACCGUACACAGAUCUCCGAGACAUCAACGUCGCCCGGUGAUCCUCUCGGCUCAGACCUUGGAUUCUCAUCGCCCGGAGCCCUAAACCGACUUAUGUCUCUGUAUGCCUCUUCGUCUCGUUUGUCAGCGCUCUACGGUGGCAGCAAGAAACAAAAAUCCAAGCCCCCAGUCAUGCGCGAAGCUCUUACAUCCAGCGAGGGUCUCCGCAUUGCUCCAGAAAAUGGCGACGCCGACGUGAUUCAGCGCCUCGCAUCCCGCGAAUGCGGCUGGGACGGCGUCGCAUCAAUCGAACAGCGUAAGGACCAAUCUCCCGACGUUCGAUUCACUGAUGACUUGAUCCCACUGCCAUGUCUGCUUCGUACCAAGCGUGCCAAACGUUGCAAGACUUGCAAGCACAUCCUCGUGAAGCCAGAGACCAAGCCACAGUCUACUCGCUUCCGUAUCCGUCUCAUUGCUCUCAGCUACAUUCCUCUCCCAACACUACGCCCUCUUGCACUUCCAUCAUCUUCUUCUAUGAUGUCUGCUCCGGUACCAGACCUCAAUUCAUUGCCUCCUCUUCGCCCGAUUCAUGUUCUGCUCACAUUGAAGAACCACAUGUUCGAUCCUGUGCGCAUCACGCUUGCUACGCCGUCAGUCACUCCGGGUCGUGUGGCCAGCAAAGUUACUGUUCUUUCGCCCCAAUUCGACAUUGGUGCUAACAGCGACGUAUGGGAUGAAGCAUUGCAGGGUGCCUCGGCUCCUGUGACUGGUGAUCCAAAACUCGCGACUCUCCGCGGAGUGCCAGAGGCCGGUCGUCCCGGAACACUUCCUGGCUCUGAAGCCGAGGCAGGUAACGAGACAACAGUCGAGGAUGGCACAUUGAAUACCCAGCAGGAUGAGGAUGUUCUAGAAAUCCCGGUAUUUGUGCACAUGGAAUGGGAUGCGGAAGCCCAACUCGAGCAACAAAAUCUCGGAAAGGCAUCGAAGCCAGAUGACUUGGUGGCUCGGGAACUAGCCUACUGGAUGGUGUUGGGCGUGGGGAGAAUCCAGGCUUCUUUGUAG
Messenger RNA from Penicillium maclennaniae, 1827 nucleotides. Its product is annotated as putative dynactin Arp1 p62 subunit RO2. The transcript is spliced from 3 exons. Gene Ontology annotation, cellular component: dynactin complex. The coding region runs from base 1 to 1827 and encodes 608 amino acids. NCBI's taxonomy places the organism in Eukaryota, Fungi, Ascomycota, Eurotiomycetes, Eurotiales, Aspergillaceae. The record is from RefSeq and is a predicted model, not a curated record.